Messenger RNA from Coffea eugenioides, 3926 nucleotides. RefSeq names its product leucine--tRNA ligase, cytoplasmic. Gene Ontology annotation, molecular function: leucine-tRNA ligase activity; aminoacyl-tRNA deacylase activity; ATP binding. Gene Ontology annotation, biological process: leucyl-tRNA aminoacylation. NCBI's taxonomy places the organism in Eukaryota, Viridiplantae, Streptophyta, Magnoliopsida, Gentianales, Rubiaceae. The transcript is spliced from 2 exons. The record is from RefSeq and is a predicted model, not a curated record. Bases 109 to 3366 code for a protein of 1085 amino acids.
ACUCACACCUUGAGACACUCUUUGCAGCAGGGCAAGCUUUCAACAAGAUACAAUCUUUCCGGAUUAAGUUUCAAGAAACUAAGUUUCUGUAGCGUUGCUAGUAAUAUAAUGGCUGAGGAAAGUGGGAAAAGCUUUGCUCGCCGAGACAAGCUCUUGGGGAUUGAAUCUGAGGUCCAGAAGUGGUGGGCUGAAGGUGAUGUGUUCAGGGCUGAUCCCAAAGAAUCUGUGCCGAAACCUGGGGAAAAGUUUUUCGGGAACUUUCCUUUCCCAUACAUGAAUGGAUAUUUGCACCUUGGUCAUGCUUUUUCCCUCUCGAAGCUUGAAUUUGCUGCUGCUUAUCAUAGGUUGAGGGGUGCAAAUGUCUUGUUGCCAUUUGCUUUUCAUUGUACUGGCAUGCCCAUCAAGGCAUCAGCAGAUAAACUUUUAAGGGAAAUUGAUGGGUUUGGGAACCCACCAAUAUUUCCUGUUGUAAAAGAGGAGACUGCUGAGCCAGAAGUGAAACCUGAAGCUGAAAAUGAAGGGAAUCAGACUGCACCUGGUGGUAAAUUUAAGGGGAAGAAGUCAAAGGCUGUUGCUAAAUCUGGUGGGGCCAAGUUUCAGUGGGAGAUAAUGCAGAGCUAUGGUCUGACUGAUGAAGAAAUCGCAAAGUUCACGAACCCUUAUCACUGGUUGACAUUUUUCCCACCCCUUGCUGUUGAGGAUUUGAAGUCAUUCGGCUUGGGAUGCGAUUGGAGGAGAACAUUUAUAACUACUGAUAUGAAUGCAUAUUUUGAUUCGUUUGUGCGCUGGCAGUUUAGGAAAUUAAAAGCAAUGGAGAAAAUUGUAAAAGAUUUAAGAUAUACCAUUUACUCUCCCCUAGAUGGUCAGCCAUGUGCCGAUCAUGAUCGUGCAUCAGGUGAAGGUGUUCUUCCACAGGAGUACACCCUGAUCAAGAUGGAGGUUGUCCCACCUUUUCCUGCAAAGAUGAGUGUCUUGGAAGGUAAGAAAGUUUACCUUGCUGCUGCUACUUUGAGGCCAGAAACCAUGUAUGGACAAACAAAUGCCUGGGUUCUGCCAGAGGGGAAAUAUGGUGCAUUUGAAAUAAGUGACACUGAGGUUUUCAUCUUAACCAGGAGGGCAGCACUUAAUUUGGCAUAUCAGAGAUUGUCACGUAUCGCAGAGCAGCCAACCUGUUUAGUUGAAUUGACGGGACAAGAUAUCAUUGGGCUACCACUGAGGUCUCCAUUGGCUUUCAAUGACAUGAUAUACGCUUUGCCAAUGCUCUCAGUUCUCACUGAAAAAGGUACUGGGAUUGUUACCAGCGUGCCUAGUGAUUCACCCGAUGAUUACAUGGCACUCCAGGACUUGAAGUCAAAGCCAGCUUUUAGAGCUAAGUUUGGGGUAAAGGACGAGUGGGUUUUACCUUUUGAGAUAAUACCUAUAAUCAACCAUCCAGACUUUGGAGAUAAAUCUGCUGAGAGAAUUUGUAUAGAGAAAAAAAUAAAAAGUCAGAAUGAGAGAGAAAAGCUUGAUGAGGCCAAGAAAAUAAUCUACAAGGGUGGUUUCUAUGAGGGUACUAUGAUUGUCGGCAAUUAUGCAGGAAUGAAGGUCCAAGAAGCAAAGAGUUUGAUCAGGAGCAAGCUUCUUGAGAGUAAUGAAGCAGUGAGCUACAGCGAGCCGGAAAAGAAGGUCAUGUCAAGGUCAGGGGAUGAGUGUGUUGUUGCUUUGACUGAUCAGUGGUACAUCAUUUAUGGAGAACAAGAAUGGAAGAAAUUAGCAGAGGAGUGCUUGGCGAACAUGAAUCUUUACUCGGAUGAGACACGGCAUGGUUUUGAGCAUACUUUGAGCUGGCUGAAUCAGUGGGCUUGUUCACGUAAUUUUGGACUUGGGACUCGUAUUCCUUGGGAUGAGGACUUUCUCGUGGAGUCUUUGUCAGAUUCCACUAUAUAUAUGGCAUACUAUACUGUAUGUCAUCUGUUGCAGAAAGGGGAUAUGUAUGGUAAUGAUACUUCCUCAUUAAAGCCAGAGCAGCUGACUGAUGAGGUGUGGGAUUUCGUAUUUUGUGGUGGUCCGUAUCCUAAGUCUUCAGAUAUAUCUUCUUCUCUUCUUAAUCAGAUGAAGCAAGAGUUUGAGUAUUGGUAUCCAUUUGAUCUAAGGGUUUCUGGAAAGGAUCUCAUUCAGAAUCAUCUUACUUUUUGCAUCUAUAAUCAUACUGCAAUCUUUCCCACAAAUCUUUGGCCUCGUGGUUUUAGAUGCAAUGGACACAUAAUGCUGAAUUCUGAAAAGAUGUCCAAGUCCACUGGAAACUUUAGGACACUCCGCCAAGCUAUUGAAGAGUUUUCAGCUGAUGCUACAAGAUUUUCACUUGCUGAUGCUGGUGAUGGCAUGGAUGACGCCAACUUUGUCUUUGACACAGCUAAUGCUGCAAUCUUACGUCUCACAAAGGAGUUAUCAUGGAUGCAAGAGGUUCUUGCUGCAGAAGAUUCUUUGAGAAGCGGUCCACCUUCUACAUACGCAGAUAAAGUAUUUGAUAAUGAAAUAAAUAUUGCUGUGAAGAUGACAGAGAAGAAUUAUGGUGAUUACAUGUUCCGCGAAGCUUUAAAAACAGGCUUCUAUGAUCUUCAGGCUGCCAGAGAUGAAUACCGGCUCUCCUGUGGUGUUGAAGGUAUGAACCGCAGUCUAUUAUGGCGCUUUAUGGAUGUUCAAACUCGGCUUAUUGCUCCGAUCUGCCCACACUAUUCUGAACAUGUUUGGAGGGAAAUUCUGAAGAAGGAAGGGUUUGUAAUAAAAGCUGGAUUGCCUGAAGCUGAUUUUCCAGAUCUUGUCCUCAAAAAGGCAAAUAAGUAUUUGCAAGACUCAAUAGUCUCAAUGAGGAAGCUGUUGCAGAAGCAGGUUUCUGGUUCAAAGAAAGGCAAUGCAAACAUAUUAAACAGUCAGAAUAAGCCAAACACUGGCCUGAUAUUUGUGAAUGAGCAGUAUGAUGGAUGGAAGAAGGAAUGUUUAAUCAUACUCCAGAGAAAUUAUGAUAGUGUUACCUGCAAAUUUGCUCCUGAUCAGGAGGUAAUAUCUGAAUUGCAGAGAAGUGCUAUUGGGCAGGAAGGUAACUUUAAACAAAUACAGAAGCUUUGCAUGCCCUUUCUGAGGUUCAAGAAGGAUGAGGUUAUGGCAGUCGGCAUUCAAGCAUUGGACCUGAAGCUGCCUUUUGGUGAGAUUGAGGUCCUCAGGACAAAUUCAGACCUGAUUAGGCGGCAGUUAGGUCUUGAUAAUGUGCAGAUUUUGUCUGCAGAGGACCCUGGUGUCAUUCAAAGGGCUGGCCCUCAUGCCUCACUUCUGAGGCAGAAUCCACCCUCCCCUGGAAAUCCCACUGCAAUCUUUUUGAAUGAGUGAUUAGUUUUUAACAUGCCUAAAAGGUUCAGAUCUUUCCUCUCAAUUUCUUUUUCUGAGGUUGCUUAUAAAAAUAUUGAUGGCUGGUUCUUAGAUUCACUCAAUGCUUGUUGAUUCACAGGUAGGCGAGAUUGAGGUUAAAGAUAGCAAAUUGUUGAUGUUGGCUUGUACGAUGUCUGAGUAGAUGAAUAUUUCGUGCUCUCUUUGUUUCCCGGUUCCGUUUCUUUUUGGUUUAUAACUGUAAUACUUUUAUUGUUGUUCGGUCACAUCAAAAUUUUUGUUAUGUUGGCGAAUAUGGAUAUUGAGAUUCCAUCUUUGUGGUCUUAGACGUGUUGUACUGGAUGAAUUCUCUGUCUCUCUCUCUGAUGGCUGAAUACCUAAAUCAACCUUUUUCUGGCUUAACAUUGAAAAAGCAUGAGCUGAGCUGGUGUUGGAGAUGGCUUGAGGGCUCAAUCUUUGUUGAAGCCCAAAUGCCGUAGAAGAGGGAUUAAAAGCUUCAAUCCCAAUCUUUGUUGAUUUAGAGGUCUUGUUAAGAGCUGGAUUGGAUGUUACAUUUUGUUGCA